AUGGAAGAAUAUCGAAAAGAGAAAGAUAUAGGAAAAAGAUCAGGUGUAUAUACAAGACUCGCCGACAAUGAAUUGUUCUUUAUUAAAUCUAUUCCUUUCGUUGGUCUUGAUCAUCAAAAAAAGUCAGAAUUGGUCUCAAGAUAUAACCAAAUGCUUUCAAAGACUCAGACAAUGAAAACUAUUGCAAGAUUUCAUAAUCCUAUAGUUCAAAAUGGAAUUCUUAAUGCUGCAUUAGAUUAUUGUGGAGAAAACAGUUUAGAAAGAAUUAUUCGUGAAACAAAAGAAACAAAUAAUAAAUUCUCAGAAGAUUUCAUUUGGAAACUUAUAGCUUUGAUUUGCUUAGAUCUUUAUGAUCUCCAUACACAGUCUAGACCGAUAUCACACGGCAGAAUCACAACUGAUAAUGUUUUUCGUCCAAACUCAUCUUCAAUCAAAGUAGGUAUCUGUAAUUUAGAGGAUUAUGAGAGGCUGACACCUCAAGACGAUAUGUUCCAACUUGGUUGCCUAAUUUACGAACUUUUGACACUUGAGUCCUAUGACCAUGAAAUGAACAGUAGCUUCAAGGAAAGAAAACUUCAUAACUACAAUAAAGAUCUUUCAAAGUUAAUUAUUGAAUUAACUCAUUCUAAUCCAGAUAGGCGUCCAAACGUAGUAUAUGUCCUUGAAAGAUUAGAAGUUGCCGUUUACGUUCAAGAAAUCAAAUACGAAAACGCAAAAGAGAUUAAUCAAAUUUUGAAAGGCGAUAUUGAUCGUUUGCAAAUAGAAAUCGAUGAAAACAAGAAGAAACUUGCUGCAAAAAACUUGUAA
This is a messenger RNA of Trichomonas vaginalis G3, 807 nucleotides long. RefSeq names its product protein serine/threonine kinase protein. Gene Ontology annotation, cellular component: cytoplasm. NCBI's taxonomy places the organism in Eukaryota, Parabasalia, Trichomonadida, Trichomonadidae. The transcript has a single exon. Gene Ontology annotation, molecular function: protein serine/threonine kinase activity; ATP binding. Bases 1 to 807 code for a protein of 268 amino acids. The record is from RefSeq and is a predicted model, not a curated record. Gene Ontology annotation, biological process: protein phosphorylation.